AAGUCCUCUUCCUACCCAACCUUGACUUUCCUUCCUUCAUAAACUCUCCUUCCCCCUUCAUUUUACUCAUCACUUUCUCUCUCAUCCUCCAUCUCUCUUCAACAAUGGCGAUUAGGGUUUUCUUCCUCGCUUUACUCCUACUCGCAUCUCCCUUUCUUCAAGUUGCAAAGUGUCAAUCGGAGUCGACAACAGACGAAACUGUUGCGGAUUCUUACACAGAAGAAAACAGUGAUCUUGGAAUUGUUAAUGAUGAUACCCCUAUUUAUGGGGAUGAGAGCUUAAGUUCGGCACCUGGGGUUGAGACAGUUUGUGUUUUCCCUAAAAAUAGUGGUAAAGUUGUACUAGCUGGGGAAGAGACGGAGGUGCUUAUUGGGAUCAAAUAUGAAGGGGAGGCAAGUAUUAAUGUCGUUGCAAUUCAGGCUAGCGUACAUCUCCCAUUUGAUCAUCGUAUGCUCGUCCAGAAUCUUACUGCACAGGUAUUUAACAAUGCCACAGUUCCUCCAUCUGCUCAAGCCACUUUCCCCUACAUAUUUGCUGUCAGCAAAUACUUGCAGCCUGGGACUUUUGAUCUUGUUGGCUCUAUCGUCUAUGAGGUUGACAAGACUCCAUUCCAGAGUACUUUCUACAAUGGCACCAUUGAAGUUCUUGAGGCUAGUGGCUCCUUGACCAUUGAGACCGUUUUCCUGGUUACACUUGCAAUUGCCCUUCUUGCUGCUCUUGGUUUAUGGAUACGUGGUCAAUUACAACGCUUUUCAAAGAAAUCUAAGAGGACACCUAAGGUGGAAGUCGGAACUCGUUCAACUGACGCGUCAUUAGAUGAAUGGCUCCAGGGUACCGCAUACACCCAAUCACAGGCCAACAAAAAUAAGAAGAAGAAGUGAAGUAGUCUGGCGUGGGUACAGAACUGUUAUUUAUCAUAGACUCAUGUAACUCAAACUCGGCAAUUUUUUUUUGUUAGAGCGGAGGAGACUACUUUUCUAGUGUAGAAUGUGCAAGGUAAGAACUGUGUUUUUACUUGGGAGUUUAGGUGAUAAUGAAAUUUUCUUUAACUCUCCCAUCAUUUACUUGUCAUACAAAUCUUAACACUUUUGAAACAGGAUGGAAUUUUAUUUUUUUUCCAAAUAGCAUUUAGAUUGUCAUAAUUUAGUUGUUAAUGCUAAUUUCUCGUGAAAAAGAUUAGUGCUAUGAUUAUUUUUUUUGGCUUA
This is a messenger RNA of Beta vulgaris subsp. vulgaris (sugar beet), 1205 nucleotides long. Its product is annotated as translocon-associated protein subunit alpha. Gene Ontology annotation, cellular component: endoplasmic reticulum membrane; endoplasmic reticulum. The coding region runs from base 105 to 881 and encodes 258 amino acids. The transcript is spliced from 8 exons. NCBI's taxonomy places the organism in Eukaryota, Viridiplantae, Streptophyta, Magnoliopsida, Caryophyllales, Amaranthaceae. The record is from RefSeq and is a predicted model, not a curated record.